Messenger RNA from Eremothecium cymbalariae DBVPG#7215, 2046 nucleotides. RefSeq names its product cystathionine gamma-synthase (gene STR2). Gene Ontology annotation, biological process: transsulfuration. Gene Ontology annotation, molecular function: cystathionine gamma-synthase activity; pyridoxal phosphate binding. The record is from RefSeq and is a predicted model, not a curated record. The coding region runs from base 1 to 2046 and encodes 681 amino acids. NCBI's taxonomy places the organism in Eukaryota, Fungi, Ascomycota, Saccharomycetes, Saccharomycetales, Saccharomycetaceae. The transcript has a single exon.
AUGAUAUCUAAAGAAGUGGGUGAAUCUAUUCCGUCAAAUACGAGGCAUGCUAUAUCGGUCUGUUUACCAACAUGGGAAGCUACAGUGGGAUAUGAGGAAGGGGAUAUAGAGGUGGUGGGGAAAAUGCAGACUGGUUAUCCAAGAUUUUUUUUACACAAGAGUAUACAGAACCUUAGUUCUGUUCUUGUGGGGAAGUAUGCUAAGGAUGGUGAGACAUGUAUGAUUUUUCCCUCAUACAAUGUUGCUAAACGGUGUAGGGAGUUUAUGAAAGUUAAGGUUAUAAGGGCCGGUAAUGCUGUGGUCCCUAGAUUUCGAAUCUUGCAGUUGGCGACCUCUAAACCUAUGAAUGAAGAGGAGAGUGCAUGGAAAGGUCAAUGUAAUAUUGCUGUUUUAUUCUUUCCCAAGGAUCAUGUGGCGCUGGCUAAGAAGUAUUGGCAACAUACGGGUGAGAUUAUUUCUAGUAGGAUGGCUGAAUAUGUUCUAUGCGAGUUAUUGGAACGGAAAAGGUCAGAAAGCAUGAACUGUACCUCAACUUCUAGGGUCAAUAGUAAUGUUGGUAGUGCUGACGUGGAAGAGAUUAUGUGUGAUGAAGAAGGGUUUAUUGAACAAAGGUAUGGAAGGAAUUUGGAUUUUUCAUUUGCCGACCAUGCAAAGCUUUUGAUUAAGAAACGUAUUGCAAAACAAUUGGCUGACUCAUCUGAUGAACCUGACACUGGUGACCGGAUUGAAGAGACCCGGGUGUUACAGGCUGUUGAUAUGCAACAGACUGGCUCUUCUAAUGUAUUAAAUGACUCUCCUAAUCUCAACACAUCAGUGCCAUUGGAUAACACUGAUGAUUUAGUUUCUACUUCCACAGUACCUCCAGAGCCCAUUGAACAAGGAGAAUUUGACCAUAUAAAUAUAUCUGAUUCUAAUGUGGAUGUUACACGUUCGCAAACUAUAGACCCUGAAACUGAUGUAUACUUAUUCCCUAGUGGGAUGGCAGCGAUUUUCACCGCACAUCGUCUACUUCUCCAAUUAGAUUCAAAUCGUGUUAAUCGUACGAAACAGGAUGAUUUGAAUAACAAUAGAAAUGGCUAUUCAUCGCCGCAUUCCCUAAAUACAACAUUAGUUGGCUACGGUCCUCCCUAUAAGAAGACAGUCAUGUUUGGAUUCCCUUAUACUGAUACUCUUAGUAUAUUAAGGGAUUUUAACCACACUCAUUUUUUGGGUAUGGGUGAUAGUGAGGCUAUGGAACAACUAAAGGCUAUUUUACAUGGAGGUGAACCAAUAUUGGCAGUCUUUAUAGAAACUCCUUCCAAUCCUUUGUUGAAAAUGGGAGAUCUACUGGAAUUAAGAAAAUUGGCAGAUGCUUACGAUUUUUACGUGAUUAUUGACGACACCAUUGGUGGGUUUAUUAACGUUGACGUACUGCAAUAUGCAGACAUUGUCUGUAGUUCCCUCACCAAAAUAUUUAGUGGUGACUCAAAUGUCAUGGCUGGGUCAUUGGUAUUAAACCCCAGUUCCAGGCUGUACAAGCUUGCCAGGCGUUUCUUCGCUAGCGACGACUAUGAAGAUCUCCUCUGGUGCGAAGAUUCCAUAUACUUAGAACGUAACUCUAGGGACUGUGUUAGCCGUAGCAUGAAGAUCAACGAAAACGCCGAGCGGCUGCUCAAAGGUACCCUAUUGCCCUUAGAAGGAACCCUGUUCAAAAAGAUAUACUAUCCAAGCCUAACUUCCAGUGAAACGAAAGCAAACUAUGAUGCAGUUAAAUGCCAGCCCAACGGUGGAUACGGUGGACUGUUUUCUUUGACUUUUUUUGAUGACGAAUGUGCUAAGGCCUUCUUUAAUUCUCUUGAUCUCUGCAAGGGUCCUUCGCUGGGUACGAACUUCACUUUGGCUUGCCCUUACACUAUUCUCGCUCACUAUGGAGAGAUGGACGUGGUGGCCAAGUAUGGCCUUGAAAAGAACCUCGUUAGAGUUUCAAUUGGUUUAGAAGAUUUUGGGUAUCUUGAGACCGUGUUUUCAAAAGCUGCGCAAAACGCUCUACAGAUAUCAGCAAAAUAG